Molecule: messenger RNA, 2278 nt
Organism: Podarcis muralis (Common wall lizard)
Lineage: Eukaryota; Metazoa; Chordata; Lepidosauria; Squamata; Lacertidae
Gene: RIOK1
Product: RIO kinase 1
Molecular function (GO): protein serine/threonine kinase activity; ATP binding
Source: RefSeq, a predicted model, not a curated record
AAAGCAGCGCUCGCUGCAAGAGGCCUGGGCGGCGAGUGCGCUUUUGCGCAUCUUCCCUUGCUGGCUGCUGCGGGCGCCGCGUUGGGGACCCCGGAAUAGAGCGUACAGAGGAAGUGGAUCAGGGUUGUGUGCAUUGGAGAUCUUCUACUAGCCGCAAUGAAUUACAGGGUGAAAAUUAUGAGCAAAAUAGUUCCGGGGCAAUUUGAUGAUGCGGAAUCUUCAGACAGCGAACGCACACAGGCUUCGGAAGCAGCUGAAGAGGAGAAGGCGGUCUUUAUAACGCAGCAGCCACGUUUAUGUGAGGAAGCAGACGAGGGUGAAUUGGAUGAGAGUGGCGAGGAGGAGGAGGACAGCGAUUGGGACUGGGACGAUGCCAUGGGGAAGCUCACAAAGCGAAAUCCGUUAUCUGCAGGCAGAAACCCUCAGGCCAAUAAGCAAAUUCCUAGCUGCAACGCGGCCAAAAUGUCCACUCCUACAGACAAGGCCUUAAGAAAGUUUGAGAAUAAAAUCAAUCUAGACAGGCUACACUUUGCUGACUCUGUUAUAAAUAAAGUUACUGAGAAGUCCAGGCAGAGAGACGCAGAAAUGUACCGGGUGAAAGACAAGUCAGACCGAGCGACAGUGGAACAAGUUCUGGAUCCAAGGACUAGAAUGAUUCUGUUCAAGAUGCUAACCAGAGGUGUCAUAUCGGAGAUCAAUGGCUGCAUCAGCACAGGAAAAGAGGCUAAUGUAUAUCAUGCCAACACAGCAAAUGGAGAGAACAGAGCCAUAAAGAUUUAUAAAACGUCUAUACUGAUGUUUAAAGAUCGGGAUAAGUAUGUGAGUGGAGAGUUCAGGUUUCGCCAUGGCUACUGUAAAGGAAACCCAAGAAAAAUGGUCAAGACGUGGGCAGAAAAAGAAAUGAGGAAUUUAACAAGGUUACAUACAGCCCAAAUUCCAUGCCCAGAACCUAUUAUGCUCAGAAGUCACGUUCUUGUUAUGAGCUUUAUUGGCAAAAAUGACAUGCCUGCUCCAUUGUUGAAAAAUGCCCAGUUGUCGGAAUCCAAAGCUCGGGAGUUGUAUCUGCAAGUCAUACAAUACAUGAGAAGAAUGUACCAAGAUGCCAAGCUCGUUCAUGCAGAUCUCAGUGAAUUUAACAUGCUGUAUCACAGUGGUGAGGUAUACAUCAUAGACGUGUCCCAGUCUGUGGAACACGACCACCCACAUGCUUUAGAAUUCCUGAGGAAAGAUUGCUCUAACAUCAAUGAUUUUUUCCGGAAGUACAAUGUUGCAGUGAUGACGGUGAGAGAACUCUUUGAAUUCGUUACAGAUCCAUCUAUUACAAAUGAGAACAUGGAUGCUUACCUUGAAAAGGCAAUGGAAAUAUCGUGUGAGAGGACAGAGGAGGAAAGGUCCAAUCAGGAUAACGUGGAUGAAGAGGUGUUCAAGAAAGCGUAUAUCCCAAGAACUCUGACUGAAGUUAAGAACUACGAGAGGGAUGUUGACACAAUGAUGAAGCUGAAGGAGGAAGAGACGGCCUUAAAUGUGCAGCAAGAUAAUAUUCUCUACCAGACUGUGACAGGGUUAAAGAAGGAUUUAUCAGGUGUCCAGAAGGUGCCUGCUCUCCUUGAAAACAGAGAGGAGGCAGAUUCUGAUUCAGAGGACAAUGACAGUUCUGACCAUUCAGAGUUGGGCUGCAAAGAGCAGGAAGAAGAAUCUGUGCAUCCUAAAGAUCGACCUGCUGAAACCAGCGUGGAUAAAAAGGAACGGAAGAAGAUAGCCAAAGAGGCUCAGAGAGAGAAGAGGAAAAACAAGACCCCAAAGCACGUGAAGAAACGGAAAGAGAAGACUGCAAAGAUGAAAAAGGGCAAAUAAAUCAUGGCUGCCAUUUCUAAUGGGCAGCUUUAGCCAUUCGUGAUUUAAUGGGUUGCUGUUUUGAUAUUAAAAUAAACCCCAUCGGCCACUUAUUGUGGUGGCCACCAAAGGAACAAUGUGAAAGGGACAUACUGUUACCAGUCACCGAGAUUUGCUUGUGUACCCGUGCAUAUAGUCUAUAGCUCACACCAGGAAAGUCUUCUUGGUGGAUAAAUAAAAACAAAUGGAAUCCUUUUAAGGCAGUUGGCCAGUCCAGAGAAAUUUACGCAAGUUGUAUUUUGCAGUUUAGUAGUGUGAACAGCCAGAGCGAUGCCAGAUUCUUUUUUCAUGCUCCAAAGCAGAUGCACAUGCAUAUGUAAAUAAUAAUAAUGUGUAUAGGGAGAAUGUGCAUACUCACGAAUUAAAACUGUCUGUUACAUUGGAA